This is a messenger RNA of Dermacentor silvarum, 535 nucleotides long. Its product is annotated as phospholipid scramblase 1-like. Lineage: Eukaryota; Metazoa; Arthropoda; Arachnida; Ixodida; Ixodidae. The record is from RefSeq and is a predicted model, not a curated record. Gene Ontology annotation, biological process: plasma membrane phospholipid scrambling. Gene Ontology annotation, cellular component: plasma membrane. The coding region runs from base 125 to 526 and encodes 133 amino acids. Gene Ontology annotation, molecular function: phospholipid scramblase activity. The transcript is spliced from 2 exons.
ACGGCCGGUACCACCGCCGGCACCACCACGAGAUGCCCCUGCAGCGGCAUCCGCACCCGACGGAUCGCAGACGCGGCCGGUGGCUGGUGGCCCUCUCAAUGCGCAGCGCGGACCCUACGUUCAGAUGCCGACGCCGGGAUGUACGUCGUCGACGACGUCGUCGAUGACGACGUCGUUGGAUGUACCACACAUCCGGGGCUGCCCCGCUGGUCUGGAAUACCUGGCGCAGGUCGACCACCUGCUUGUCCACGAGAAGGUGCGGCUCCUGGAAACAAUCGUGGGGAUCGAGAUGAAGAACAAGUACGUCGUGAAGAACAGCAUGGGCCAGUUCGUCUUCACGGCGGCCGAGCAGAGCGACAUCUGCUGCCGCCACUGCUGCGGCAGCAGGCGGCCCUUCCAGAUGUCGCUGCUUGACUACCGCGACGUCGAAGUGUUGCGGCUUUCCCGGCCACUUCGCUGCGACUGCUGCCUCUGUUUUUGCUGCCUCCAGGCAUGUAUAUAUCGGCCAAAGUACUGUAAGGCUUGAGUUGUUCGG